Molecule: messenger RNA, 1199 nt
Organism: Hibiscus syriacus
Lineage: Eukaryota; Viridiplantae; Streptophyta; Magnoliopsida; Malvales; Malvaceae
Product: 2-alkenal reductase (NADP(+)-dependent)-like
Exons: 5
Coding region: 61-1104 (347 amino acids)
Biological process (GO): response to oxidative stress
Molecular function (GO): 2-alkenal reductase [NAD(P)H] activity
Source: RefSeq, a predicted model, not a curated record
CUUCACAUUGAAUUCUGAUUCCCCAAUUUUCUCGAGUUUUUUGUUUGGUUUCAAGCAACAAUGGCUGGUGAAGAAUCGGUGAGGAACAAGCAGGUGGUUCUCAAGAACUAUGUGGAUGCCGGUUUACCCAAAGAAUCGGACAUGGAGAUAAAAGAAUCCACCAUUCAUUUGAAAGUACCAGAGGGUUCCAAAGAUGCGAUUUUAGUCAAGAAUCUCUACUUGUCUUGUGAUCCUUACAUGAGAAAUCGCUUGAAGAAUAUCCAGGGCUCGUAUGUGGCGCCUUUCCAGAUUGGCUCGCCUUUAAGCGGUUAUGGAGUUGCCAAAGUUUUGGAUUCUACUCAUUCGAGAUACGCAAAGGGCGAUCUCAUUUGGGGGAUUACUGGUUGGGAAGAGUAUACACUCAUAACAGCGGUCGAUGCAGUGUUCAAAAUUCAAAACACAGAUGUUCCCCUUACCUACUAUACAGGACUUCUUGGUAUGGCCGGUAUGACUGCUUAUGCUGGUUUUUACGAGAUCUGCUCCCCUAAGAAGGGGGAGUAUGUUUAUGUAUCAGCUGCAUCUGGAGCAGUUGGUCAGCUUGUGGGGCAAUUUGCAAAACUGUUAGGCUGCUAUGUUGUCGGAAGUGCUGGUAGCAAAGAGAAAGUCGAUUUGCUGAAGAAUAAGUUCGGGUUUGAUGCGGCAUUCAACUACAAAGAAGAACCAGACUUGGAUGCUGCUUUGAAAAGAUUCUUCCCAGAAGGCAUUGAUAUCUACUUUGAAAAUGUUGGGGGAAAGAUGCUCGAUGCUGUGCUGGCCAACAUGAGGGUCCAUGGUCGUAUUGCUGCAUGUGGAAUGAUCUCACAGUACAAUAACGAGCAGCUCGAUGCAGUGCACAACUUGAUAUAUAUCAUACCGAAAGCAAUUAGGAUGCAAGGGUUUAUCGUUACUCAUUUCUAUCACCUUUAUCCCAAGUAUCUAGAAAUGGUGAUACCAUACAUCAAAGAAGGGAAGAUAACAUAUGUUGAAGACAAAGCCGAUGGCCUGGAGAGCGCUCCAGCAGCUCUGGUUGGCCUCUUCACCGGUCGCAAUGUGGGGAAACAGUUAGUUGUAGUCUCCCAUGACUGACUUUACUGCAGAACUUUCAGAGGUAAUCCGUGUAUGUGUGGUGUUUCUUUACUAUUGAAUGGUAAACAUAAAUAACAUGUUGGUCGUGUUAGACA